AUGGUCUCUCACAAUAUUAAGUUACAAGAAGAGACUAGAAACAAUCAGAAAAACACCACCACCUAUAUGAAAAAUCUUGAAGUUCAUAUGGGUCAGAUAGCACAACAAUUGGCCUCAAGUUCUCAAGCUCCGGGUACCUUGCCUAGUGGCACAAUGACAAAUCCUCGUGAGCAUAAUAAUGUUAACAUUGUGGUGACCAGAAGUUGUAAGGCUACUGAGAAACCAGAAGAAAAAAUUGAAGAAGAAGAUGGGUUGUUGGAAGUCGAGUUAGAAAUUAAAGAACCGAAGAAAACGAAGAAGGAUGUUAUGAUAAUGCCUAUAGUUGAGAAGGAGAAGGAAAAAAAUGUCAAGCCAAUUAUUAAACUUCCUUACCCCCUGAGACAAAAGAAGAAAGAUCAACAUGAGAAGAAUUUUGAGAAUUUUUUGGAGAUGUUUAAGAAACUUGGUAUGAAAAUUCCUGUGAAGAAGAAAGAUAGGGGUUAUGUUACUAUUCCUUGCACUAUUGGUGAUAGAAAAUUCAAGAAGGCUCUGAUUGAUUUGGGAGCUAGUGUGAGUUUGAUGUCGCUGUCCAUUUACAAAAAAUUGGGCCUUGGCACCGUUCAAGACACUAGGAUGACUCUUCAGUUUGUUGAUCGCUCAGUUAGGCAACCUUAUGGAAUUAUGGAAGAUGUUCUGGUAAAGAUAGAUAAAUUUAUGUUUUUGGUUGACUUUGUCAUUCUUGAAAUUCAUAAAGAUGAGGAGAUCCCUCUCAUAUUGAGCAGACCAUUUUUAGAAACAGGAAGGUGUAUGAUAGACAUAGAGGAAGGAACAAUGACUCUCAAAGUCUAUGAUGAAGAAUUAAAAAUUGAUAUUCGGAACACUAUGUAA
Molecule: messenger RNA, 867 nt
Organism: Lathyrus oleraceus (garden pea)
Lineage: Eukaryota; Viridiplantae; Streptophyta; Magnoliopsida; Fabales; Fabaceae
Exons: 2
Coding region: 1-867 (288 amino acids)
Biological process (GO): proteolysis
Molecular function (GO): aspartic-type endopeptidase activity
Source: RefSeq, a predicted model, not a curated record